AAAAUCACAGGAAAGGGUAAACGGUGCCAGCAAGGAAGCAGUCGGCGAUUCUCGACUUGAACCCUGUUUUUUUGCAAUAGCAGUUGGAGAUGUCACUGAAGCUCUCCGCCAAGGUCCUGGUCGAGACGAAGCUGGAGACACUCCCGGAGCUGGCUUAUCAGCCAAAUCGCUUCGACACGUCAUUUGAUAUGUUCAAUUUACACAGUGAGUGAAAGUACAGUAGCCGGGGGACUAGUAGUAAGUACUGCAGCCCGCACAUACUUAAAUACUCACAAGAUGCAGAAUAUGUGCAAUCCAUCCACUCCACCACUGAGAAGCCGACCGUCCUCCCAGAGCACUUAGAUAUGGUCGAACACUGCAAUCCUUCAGCUGUAGCAGUUUAUUGUGCUGCGUCACUCGGGAAGCAGGAUGCUUUCCGGUCGGCUGCGCUUUCAUUGGGCCGUGCGCUGGCUGAGGCAAAGCGACCCCUUGUUUAUGGCGGUGGUAACUGUGGCAUCAUGGGCGUUGUCUCAGGAGCAGUCAUGGAUGAGGGCGGCAAAGUCAUCGGUGUCAUCCCAUAUGCCAUUCACGCCGCAGGUGGCGAAAUAAAAGAAGCCAAUACUGUCACAAGAUCUCAAUCUAAUGCUGAAGUUCUUGACGAGAAAAAACGAGGACAGAUAGAGACGAUCAUCGUUGAUUCCAUGCACGAGCGCAAGGUGGAGAUGGCAAAACGCGUCGGAGCUUUUGUCGGUUUGCCAGGAGGAUACGGUACCUUUGAAGAGAUCCUCGAAGUUGUAGCUUGGAACCAACUCAACAUUCACAACAAACCCGUAAUAUUGCUCAAUGUUCUGUCCUAUUACAACCCUCUCCGUGAACUUAUCCGGAAUGGUGUGCGGGAGGGGUUCAUCCAGCCACUUAAUGAGAAGCUCUGCGUCUUUGUCGACGGUCCUGCAGACCAAAAGGACCACGAAUCCUUCGACUGGGGAAAGGCCACAGUGGAUGCCAUUGCUGCAUGGCAGCAUGUCCAGGCCGAGGCGUAUCCCAUUCACUGGACGAAGGAUAUUGACACUAGUCCAGUUCCCAUCAGCAAACCCAGCAUCAAAGAGACAAACGGGAUGAAUGGUGCAUUAUACGGCCUAAGUGCUAUCAAUGCAUGGUUGGCGUGGGGCUGGCUCGCGCUCAGACAACAAAUAUAGUCCGCUAGUGCAUUUGUCGCGUCGAUCGUGACACGGAUCAGCAGACUCACAUAUACACACGUAAUACCGCAUGUUCCCACUGUCGUUGUAAUAUGUAGCACACACAUCGU
Molecule: messenger RNA, 1285 nt
Organism: Suillus clintonianus
Lineage: Eukaryota; Fungi; Basidiomycota; Agaricomycetes; Boletales; Suillaceae
Exons: 6
Coding region: 345-1175 (276 amino acids)
Biological process (GO): cytokinin biosynthetic process
Cellular component (GO): cytosol
Molecular function (GO): hydrolase activity, hydrolyzing N-glycosyl compounds
Source: RefSeq, a predicted model, not a curated record